UGUGAGGUCACAGUUUCUAUCGCGUGACUUUGGCCCGAAAGGUGAGAUUUCUGCUUCACACAUAAAAGACCUCUUCGAACUGCAGAAAGGCUUUUCUGUAAAGCCUGUUCUGUUUUUAAACAGGAAGCACGUUUAUCCGAGUAACAUAGAAAAGAUGAACGUGGCAAGAGCUGUCCAGCUCAUGUCUCCAAGUAUAACCGAUGCCUUGGAACAUCUCAAGGAUCAGGCUGGACACGCUUGUGCGCUGUCAUUUUCAGCCGCAGGCCCAACAAUUACGUUCAUGAAGAAUGUUUAUCGGUGGUUUGUGCUUCACGAUGUCAGCAACACGACACAGCACAUACGCCACAAUUUUUCGGAUGGCAGUCAAUUUGACGACAGUGCUGAUCCACGGCUUGAAUGGCUUGAGGUCACUUUUCCUGUGUACUUGGAGACAUUAAAGAAAAGAUCUGGACAUGCCUGUGAAUUCCUUGCAGCCGAAACGUAUGAAGCAAUUCUGUUAACCACCUAUUCAACAGUGGUGUGCGUCAGAUAUCUGUUGACAGAAGAGAAGUUUUCUUUUGUGCUCACUCGAAAAUUCAACAGCGAUCCAAAUGAAUCGCUCUUUGGAUGUUUGCAAAUGUCAUCUGGGUGCAACGACAUGUUGGAUGUUCGAGCUGCACUGUCAGGUCUCGAAAAGCUACUCAAGACCAGGAUUGCUGUGUCCAAUGCAGCCUCCAAUAUUGCCCACAAAGAACGUAUGUCGGGACACAUACUGCAUGAUACACUUUCCUCUGCACAACCAGCUUCUGCUUCAGCUCCAAUGCCUCCCCUGACGUCGACUGUGCAAGCAGUGCCCCAGCUCUCGAGAGCAAGAUUGCCGUUGCAGAGACUUAAUACCACAAUUUUGCCACAGCAGCUGUCAUCGCUACAGAUUUCGGCUACCGCCUAUGUGGGGGGCUACAUUGUAAGGGCUGUAGGUGAGCAUAUUGACUGCGAGAACUGCGUUACUUUGUGUACGAAGCCAGUGAGCAACCAGCUCACUUUCAGCUCACUCGAAGCCAAGAUCGAGGUGGGCUGCUCUACCCGUCGGACCAACUUCUCUUUGUCCUGGACUGUUUAAGAGAUUUUGCUGACCGUACCCUGCAGGAGCACCAGACCUUGCACAAGCCACUAACUACCUUAGUGGAGUAUGCUGUCCCAGCUCUUUGUGCUUCAAUGUUGCUAAAGUGUAAGAGCAAUGAUAGC
Messenger RNA from Dermacentor andersoni, 1224 nucleotides. Lineage: Eukaryota; Metazoa; Arthropoda; Arachnida; Ixodida; Ixodidae. The record is from RefSeq and is a predicted model, not a curated record.